GUUGUAGAGUGUUGAGGGAGGGAGUUGGUAGUCUUGGAGGGCAUGUAGAGAGUUUCGAAUUUAAAACCUGUUCAUGCACUCUGGGCAAGCAUGGUGAGAGAAGUGAGGCCCCAGAAAGCCAUGGAUUCAUCAUCUUCGAGUUAUAUAUAACCUGAUAUUGUCAUAGUUGCAGAAACAUAGUUAGCAAGGGGAACUAAGGAAAAAGAACAAACUUCCGUUAGGGAAAUCGAAUCAUCACUUUUCUUGAAAAAGUCUUCUUACUAGGUUCUGUUUUUUUUUUUUUCUCAGCUCUGGGGCAAGAUGGAGUGUGUAUCUGUAUGUAAUGUUUUUAAAACUCCAUUGUUCAUUGCCUUUAUUACUAUCACAGGAUGCCAGAAAAUUUGUGUGCUGGAGAAGAGAAACGAGUUGGUACACGUACAGUGUUUGUUGGCAAUCAUCCAGUUUCAGAAACAGAACCUUACAUUGCACAGAGAUUUUGUGAUAAUAGAAUAGUCUCAUCUAAGUAUACACUUUGGAACUUCCUCCCAAAGAAUUUAUUUGAACAGUUCAGAAGAAUUGCAAAUUUUUACUUUCUCAUCAUUUUCCUUGUACAGGUCACAGUAGAUACACCAACUAGCCCAGUUACCAGUGGACUUCCACUUUUCUUUGUUAUAACUGUUACAGCCAUCAAGCAGGGAUAUGAGGAUUGGCUGAGACACAGAGCUGACAAUGAAGUCAACAAGAGCACUGUUUACAUUAUUGAAAAUGCAAAGCGAGUAAGGAAAGAAAGUGAAAAAAUCAAGGUUGGUGAUGUAGUAGAAGUAGAGGCAAAUGAAACCUUUCCGUGUGAUCUUAUUCUUUUAUCAUCUUGUACCACUGAUGGAACCUGUUAUGUCACCACAGCCAGUCUUGAUGGGGAAUCCAAUUGCAAGACACAUUAUGCAGUACGUGAUACCAUUGCACUGUGUACAGCUGAAUCCAUUGAUGCUCUCCAAGCAACAAUUGAAUGUGAACAGCCUCAACCUGACCUCUACAAGUUUGUUGGGCGAAUCAAUAUCUAUAGUAAUAGUCUUGAUGCUGUUGCCAGGUCUUUGGGACCUGAAAAUCUCUUGCUGAAAGGAGCUACACUAAAAAAUACUAAGAAGAUAUAUGGAGUUGCUGUUUACACUGGAAUGGAAACCAAAAUGGCUUUGAACUACCAAGGGAAAUCUCAGAAACGUUCUGCUGUUGAAAAAUCUAUUAAUGCCUUCCUGAUUGUGUAUUUAUUUAUCUUACUGACCAAAGCUGCAGUAUGCACUACUCUAAAGUAUGUUUGGCAAAGUAACCCACACAAUGAUGAACCUUGGUAUAGCCUAAAGACUCAGAAAGAGCGGGAGACUUUGAAGGUUUUGAAAAUGUUCACUGACUUCCUGUCAUUUAUGGUUCUAUUCAACUUUAUCAUUCCUGUCUCCAUGUACGUCACAGUAGAAAUGCAGAAAUUCUUGGGCUCUUUCUUCAUCUCAUGGGAUAAGGACUUUUAUGAUGAAGAAAUUAGUGAAGGAGCCCUGGUAAACACAUCAGACCUUAAUGAAGAACUUGGUCAGGUGGAUUAUGUAUUUACAGAUAAGACUGGAACACUCACUGAAAACAGCAUGGAAUUCAUUGAAUGCUGUAUAGAUGGACACAAAUAUAAAGGUGGAACUCAAGAAGUUGAUGGAUUAUCUCAAACCGAUGGACCUUUAACAUAUUUUGACAAAGCAGAUAAGAAUCGAGAAGAACUCUUUCUGCGUGCCUUGUGCUUAUGUCAUACAGUAGAAAUUAAAACGAAUGAUGCUGUUGAUGCAGCUACAGAAUCAGCUGAAUUAACUUAUAUCUCCUCUUCACCAGAUGAAAUAGCUUUGGUGAAAGGAGCUAAAAAGUACGGGUUCACAUUUUUAGGAAAUCAGAAUGGACAAAUGAGAGUAGAGAACCAAAGAAAAGAAAUAGAAGAGUAUGAACUUCUUCACACCUUAAACUUUGAUUCCGUCCGCCGACGCAUGAGUGUAAUUGUGAAGACUCAAGAAGGAGACAUACUUCUCUUUUGUAAAGGAGCAGACUCAGCAGUUUUCCCCAGGGUGCAAAAUCACGAAAUUGAAUUAACUAAAGUCCAUGUGGAACGUAAUGCAAUGGAGGGGUAUCGGACACUCUGUGUAGCCUUCAAAGAAAUUGCUCCAGAUGAUUAUGAAACAAUUAACAGACAGCUCUUAGAGGCAAAAAUGGCCUUACAAGACAGAGAAGAAAAAAUGGAAAAGAUCAUUGAUGAAAUUGAGACAAACAUGAAUUUAAUUGGAGCCACUGCAGUGGAAGACAAGCUACAAGAUGAAGCCGCAGAGACCAUUGAAGCUCUACAUGCGGCGGGCCUGAAAGUCUGGGUGCUUACUGGGGACAAGAUGGAGACAGCCAAAUCCACAUGUUAUGCCUGUCGCCUUUUCCAAACCAACACUGAACUCUUAGAACUGACCACAAAAACUAUUGAAGAAAGUGAAAGGAAAGAAGAUCGAUUACAUGAAUUGUUGAUUGAAUAUCGGAAAAAGUUGCUGCAUGAAUUUCCUAAAAAUACCAGAAGCCUUAAAAAAGCAUGGACAGAACAUCAGGAAUAUGGAUUAAUCAUUGAUGGCUCCACGUUGUCACUCAUACUAAAUUCUAGCCAAGACUCUAGUUCAAACAAUUACAAAAAUAUUUUCCUACAAAUUUGUAUGAAGUGUACUGCAGUGCUGUGCUGCCGGAUGGCGCCAUUACAGAAAGCCCAGAUCGUCAGAAUGGUGAAGAAUUUAAAAGGCAGCCCAAUAACUCUGUCGAUAGGUGAUGGUGCCAAUGAUGUUAGUAUGAUCUUGGAAUCCCAUGUGGGAAUAGGUAUUAAAGGCAAAGAAGGUCGCCAAGCAGCCAGGAAUAGCGAUUAUUCUGUUCCAAAGUUUAAACAUUUAAAGAAACUGCUAUUGGCUCAUGGACAUCUAUAUUAUGUUAGAAUAGCACACCUUGUACAGUAUUUCUUCUAUAAGAACCUUUGUUUCAUUUUGCCACAAUUUUUGUACCAGUUCUUCUGUGGAUUUUCGCAACAGCCACUUUAUGAUGCUGCAUAUCUUACAAUGUACAAUAUCUGCUUCACAUCCCUGCCCAUCUUGGCCUAUAGUCUACUGGAACAGCACAUCAACAUAGAGACUCUGACCUCAGACCCCCGAUUAUAUAUGAAAAUUUCUGGCAAUGCCAUGCUGCAGUUGGGACCCUUCUUAUAUUGGACAUUUCUGGCUGCCUUUGAAGGGACAGUGUUCUUCUUUGGGACUUACUUUCUUUUUCAGACUGCAUCCCUAGAAGAAAAUGGAAAGGUAUAUGGAAACUGGACGUUUGGAACCAUUGUUUUUACAGUCUUAGUAUUCACUGUAACUCUGAAGCUCGCCUUGGACACUCGUUUCUGGACAUGGAUAAAUCACUUUGUGAUUUGGGGUUCUUUAGCCUUUUAUGUAUUUUUCUCAUUCUUCUGGGGAGGAAUUAUUUGGCCUUUUCUCAAGCAACAGAGAAUGUAUUUUGUAUUUGCUCAAAUGCUGUCUUCUGUAUCCAUGUGGUUGGCUAUAAUUCUUCUAAUAUUUAUCAGCCUUUUCCCUGAGAUUCUCCUGAUAGUAUUAAAGAAUGUAAGAAGAAGUGCCAGGAGAAAUCUGAGCUGUAGAAGGGCAUCUGACUCAUUAUCCGCCAGACCUUCAGUCAGACCUCUUCUUUUACGAACAUUCUCAGACGAAUCUAAUAUAUUGUAACAGAACCCGAAUGUUGAACUGCCUAUGUUGUUAUCCUACAAGCAUAUUAACAGUGGUUACAGCUAAAAAAGAAAGCAUGAAGAAAACUACAAAAGUUAUCAUCUCAGGAUACUCAAUAUGCAACAAACUAAACCACUCUCAUGUCUAGGGUUCAGAAUAAAUGUUCAUUAAAAUACCAAGUGAUUCCUAUAACUAUUUACCAUUGUUGUAAGUAGCCUUUAUGGCCAAAGCUGUAAGUUAAGAAUUAUAUGAAAGUUGAAGCAAGAACACUUAUAAUUCUGGCUUUAGAUAGAUUAAUAUAACUACCAAAUGGGUGCUCUUUUAACCCAUGACUUUGUGAAUGGAUUUAAAUACAGUAGUAUGAAGUAGAAGUUAUACAAUGAGAAUGAAUAGAUUUUGCUAACAUUACUUUUUUUUGCCUGGCAGAACAAAUAGGCUGUUUGGAACUUUUCUCAUUCCUGAUGAAUGAUCAUCUUAAAUUAUUUUUUCAAACAUAUGUAAGGAAUACUUGAAUAUACAUAAGGAUAAAUCUUAUCAGUAGAUCAAACAGAAUCCUUUCUGUUCACCCACAUUCAAAAUUUGUCUUGGUAGAAUAUCCUUGCCAAAAAAAUACCUUGAACACUUACAUGGAAGGUAUUAAUUCCAGGUAUCUUUGUGGAAAUGAGAAAAGAAAAUGUUUAUUUUUGUUCUUCUGAAUUAAACCCCACUACGAGUGUAAGGCUACUAGACAUCAAAAUCAGACAUCAUACAUUUCAAAAUCACUUGGUAGCCCCUCAAAAUAGUUAGAAAAUAAAAAGAUUUUUCCAAUGUGAAUUUUACUGAAUUUGAGGUAAGAUAUGUCAAACCAUAGUUAGACAAAAAUAAAGACCAAUCUGAACAUCAGCCCUUUAUAGUUUUAUGUGGAAAGAAAGGAAGAAUAGCUUAUUUUAAUCUGUUAACGGUUUUUAUUUGAAAGCAGUUGCAUUCAUGCAUAUAUGCAGCACUUUUUUUAAACUUGCCAAUUUGGGAAGAGGAGGGAUUAAAAUGGUUGUUCCCAAAUGGUUGUUCAGCCUCUAGAGCCAUGACUCUGUGAACAUGAAUGUUGUUGUCUUUCAUAGAUAACUUGGCCAGGGCAGUGGUUUAAUGUUAAACCAUGACGUUGAUGUUGGUAAAGUCUGAAACUUGGUGGACUGAAAGGAGGUUUUAGCCUUCUGAUGAGUUCACUUAAAAAUAAAUGUGAAAUGUCUUUUCUUUUUUGGAUAUAAUGACCACAUUUGACUGCUAGAUUGAAAUGGCCUUUAAAAAAUAUUUUCAUAUCAGUUUUCAUUUGUGUUUGUCUUUCUGGCAUGCCUGUACCUGUAUUAUUAUUAAUGUUUAUAUUGUACCUUGAUCUGGAAAAGUGUUGGAGUUCAGUCUGUAUCAAUAUAUUUAUAUAGUCCAUAUGGCACAUUUGAUUCUUCCACAUGUAUUUUGUGUUAAUGUUUAGGUGUGAUUUUUCUUAAAUCCUAGAAAAGACAUAAUUUCAGCUAUCUGAAACUAUUCUGUCAUUUCUGACCCUUUUUGAUUAUUUCAUUUAUUCUCAUCUAUCAGUAUUAUUUCUGAGUAUCACAGCUUACUUAAGUGUGCCCUGUUCUGGUAGUCUGUAUUUGAGAUAAGCUGCUGAAAACAGCUUUAUAUUCUUUGCCUAUUCCAAAGAGCUAAAAUGUCUAACCCAGGAAAGCUUUUGAUAUUUUGUUGUUGUUGUUCUUGUCUUAUAGUUGUUAAUAGCUAUAUUGUUGUUGUUUUACAAAAGAACUGUAGUAACUGUGAAUACAAACAAGAGAGCCACAAUAGAGAGGUUUAUUUAAUUCAGAACCAUUGGGGAGUUGAUAUAAUCAGAAUAUCCAGGAUAGUAAAAAUUUAACUAGUUGCAUAUAAAAUUUACUACAGAAAGAAAGAUGAGGAGUAAGGGGGAUUUAGAAUCAUGCCUCAGCUACAUAUUACACUACACUGCAGCUCAAAUUCAGAAUGGCAAUGUUAUGUCAUAGCUGGGACUAAAUCCUUGAGAGGGACCUGGCUUUCCUUUUUGAAAGAGAUUUUAUCAAACAACUAAAAAUUGGCUGUGAGGUUAGCAGAUGGAAACUUGAAAUAAGCCAUUCACUAUUCCUAAACACUACAAUCUAACCAUUCUACUUUUGACAGCGAAGGGGAUCAUAUGCCUAUAAUUUGAAUAGUUUUGAUCUGGCAAAAUGUCCUUAUAAUCUUCACAACUAUUGUCCAUUGUUUGAGGAUGUUACCUACUAAACUGAAAAUGUUCAUUCCAUACCUACCACAUAUACACCAGCAACAGUAUAAAUGUAAGCCUAAACUUGCAAAAUUCAUAUAAUUUAGUGAUGGAAUUUUUUAAUAACAUGCAGUAUAUAAAUGUGCAGAUUUUAUGCAAAUGUUGACAAAAUCAUUUUUCAGCUUGCAAAACAGGACUGCAUUAUUACAUUUUUCACUUAAGCAAUUUUUUACAUCUAUGUUGUUGCUUUCUAAAAUGAAUGUGAAUGCCAUCUUUUAUGAAUGCAACUUGCCUUUUUCAUUACAGAGAUUUUUGUUUGAUGUAAUCAAUAAACUUUGGUAUGAUACGAU
Molecule: messenger RNA, 6335 nt
Organism: Otolemur garnettii (small-eared galago)
Lineage: Eukaryota; Metazoa; Chordata; Mammalia; Primates; Galagidae
Gene: ATP11C
Product: ATPase phospholipid transporting 11C
Exons: 30
Coding region: 369-3743 (1124 amino acids)
Biological process (GO): phospholipid translocation
Cellular component (GO): recycling endosome; plasma membrane; endoplasmic reticulum
Molecular function (GO): ATP binding; ATP hydrolysis activity; magnesium ion binding
Source: RefSeq, a predicted model, not a curated record